Molecule: messenger RNA, 1065 nt
Organism: Clonostachys solani
Lineage: Eukaryota; Fungi; Ascomycota; Sordariomycetes; Hypocreales; Bionectriaceae
Source: the annotation of a GenBank genome assembly
AUGGCUCUCUCAUCGGGCCUCACGCCCCAGGGGCCAGGAGCAGUUCCCACGAAACCGUCGAAAAACGAUGUCUCUCCCGGCCCGAUCUUCACCCCCUCAAAGCACUUGGCCUACAGCCAACCUUCAAAGGUCUGGUCUUUGCGAGACCUGGGCUACCCAGACAAUCAAGGCAUCUCGCCAUUUGGGGUUUCCGAGCCGUUUCGCCUCUUUUCCGACGAGGCCAUUGACGAGAUGCGGAGGGAGCUGUUCACCAACCGGAAGAUCUGGACAGACCACCGCUUCUCUAGCAAAUAUGCUGAGUGUCAGCUGCGAGGAUAUGCUCGAGACCAUGCACCAUUCAUCUACAAUGCUUGGAAAAGUCCAGAAACGCUGCGCAUCAUCUCUAACCUUACUGGUAUGGACGUAGUGCCAGUAUUUGACUACGACAUUGCACACAUUAAUGUCUCCGGGCCGAGCGUCCCAGCUUUGUCACCUCUUCCAGCAGAUCGAGUUGACAAGCCAGCGAAGGAAACGAAAACUGAGAAGCCUAGAACCGAAGAUGAGAACGAUGCUAUUGUCAGCUGGCACAACGACAGCUAUGCGUUCGUGUGCGUCACUAUGCUCUCUGACUGCACCGGCAUGGUGGGUGGCGAAACAGCCUUGAGGACGGCUGAUGGCAACGUUAUCAAGGUCCGAGGACCUGAAAGGGGUUACGCUGUUGUGCUUCAAGGACGCUACAUCGACCACCAAGCGCUACGGGCUCUAGGCGGUACUGAGAGAGUCAGCAUGGUCACCGCGUUCCGGGCGAGUUCCUCGGAGGUGCGCGAUGAUACCAACCUGAAGCUCGUCCGACCCAUUUCCAACAUUGACGAGCUUUACAAUGAGUAUGCGCAGUAUCGGUUUAGGAUUCUGGAAGACCGCUUCAGAGGUCGAAGGGAACGAGCUGAUCAGAGCAUUUCUAUCAAGGCACCCUUUGAUGUUAAAGAGACGAGGGCGUUUAUUAGGGAGCAGAUCGAAUUCCUUGAGCAGAUGGAGGAGCAGGUUAUGGAGGAAGACGAUUGGAAAAAGAUAUACAACGGGUCCUAG